Messenger RNA from Anguilla anguilla (European eel), 2144 nucleotides. RefSeq names its product ciliogenesis and planar polarity effector 2 (gene cplane2). The record is from RefSeq and is a predicted model, not a curated record. Lineage: Eukaryota; Metazoa; Chordata; Actinopteri; Anguilliformes; Anguillidae. The transcript is spliced from 6 exons. Gene Ontology annotation, molecular function: GTPase activity; GTP binding. The coding region runs from base 266 to 1072 and encodes 268 amino acids.
GAACGCUGCUUGGUUGAAUUCGGUUCGUGUAGCGGCGCCGAGUUUGGUCUUUUCAUUUUAAUGCACUAGUUUAACGCGUGGAUCUCUACCGCGAUAUUUGAAGACUGCCAUGUCUCCCUUUGAGUAAACUGCCAUGUAAUGUACGCUACAUUAUUGUUUGUGCUUAGAGUUUGGUCUUUCAUUGGGAAACACUUUCCUCAAGGAAAACACGUCGCGAUUUGAUGAGGUCAUAAAGAAAAACACAACACGGGCUCAGGUGGUGUCUAUGUCAAGAGAAAACGCCGAACUAGAGGCGAGUUUCAGGAUGGUCCCGCCGCCCCCACCAGGAUCAGUCAUACUCAUCGACUGGUACCGGUCUGCUGACAGCAAGGAGUACUUCAACCGAAUAAAAAACAAGAAGCAACGCAGGCUUUUUGGUCUCCUUGAAGCUCCAGUGCUGCCACCUCACCUGAGUGUUGAUAUUGUUCGGUACAAGGUCUUUAUCUCAGGGAAGAGUGGUGUGGGGAAGACUGCUCUUGCUGCCCGGCUUGCUGGCCUGGACAUUCCGAACAUGCACUAUGAGACCACUGGAAUUGAGACCACAGUGGUGUUUUGGCCAGUGAAGCUGAGAGAUAACGGACAGGUGCUGUUCUUCCGGCUGCAGCUGUGGGACUGUGGGGAGAAUGCCCUGCGCAGGUUCGACCACCUUCUCCCGUCUUGCAAGGAGCAGGUGGACGCCAUUCUCUUCCUGUUCUCCUUCACAGACCGGGCCUCCUUUGAAGAUCUGUCCAAUCAGAUUGCUCGAAGCUCUGAACCUUCAGACAACAUCGUGAAGUUGGUGGUGGGUACAAAAUUUGACCUUUUCAUGCACACGGACGUAACCGAUCAAGACGUCAGAAAGUUCCAGGAAGUGUGGGGGCUUCCCGUGUUCCGCACGGGGGCAGAUGUGGUUGGUGGGUUUGGGGAGGUUGGCCCCCUCCUCAAUGCCCUGGCAGAGGGCCUGUGGCACCAGGACUGCCUGGCGGUUGGGGCAGCGCGCCCAAGCCCGGUCACCGGGCCCGGGACAGAGACCGGGAGCAUGACCAGAACCUGACCGCUGCCCGUGCGUUUCAAACCGAACUUUGCUGUGCAGUGGCCUUCAGUGUGUGGGACCAAACUGUGCAUGUGUGCGGUUGUGCUGCUCGGGGAAAAUGUGACUGUUCUGUUCCUCCCAUGUUUGGGUUGGGAGGAACAGAGCGGUCUGUUUGGGUUGGAUGGAUUCACAGUCUUCCUGUGACAAAAAUUUAGCCCCAAACUUCAGUAAUGAUAGUUCACUCUAAAAUUAAACUUUCUAAUUCUUGAGAAUUUCUAGCUGGAAACUUGCUAUCUUAGCUAGUGUUGGUAACUCUAGGUGCACAUGCAACAUAAGCAACACUUGUAAACCUGCCUUUGUAGUUUGGUAGUAGUUACGCUCCCUGUUUCAUGGUGGAUUCACAAAUCCACCUGUCAACAGCACUUCAUCAGCUGAUUAAUACAGAAAGAAAUGGGAUAAAUGGAGGAGAAGUGUAAUCUGAAGUGUAGAUGGUUGCUCUCCCACUGGCAUCCAUUUUGGGUCAAAAUCCAGUAAAUGGCAGAUUGGAAUCUGCUGCCAUCACAGCAUGAGAGUCUGACAAUGUUGAAUCUGUUGAACAUUUCUGAGCUAGGAAGGGGAAUUUGAAAUAUUUUGGCUGAACUGUUGCUUUAAAAUAUACAGCUAGCAAAUUGUUGCUGUUGUAUGUGUGCUGGUUUGGUCAUUGUUUGAACGCAUGCUUCAGAUCAAUAAUAAUAAUAUAAUUCUAAUCUUCAUUUAGUAAAUUGAAAUUCAGUAGUACAGUAGUAGUACAUCUCAAAGUGCUCUAUAUCUAUGGGACAUUCAAUAAUAUAAAAACACUAAAUAUAAUUAAUAGGUGCGUAAUAUUACAAGCAAUAGUGAAAAAGGAGUCAGGUUUCGGAGUACAGUGGUUUAUUGGGGGAAAAAAUCUAAAUCCCCACUUCAGAAAAUGCAAAUUUGCUUGCCAAAAUAAGAGCCUUCUGGUUACCCUGUGGAGGAGUUUUUGUAUUUAACAGGAACUUUACUUGAAAAUAAUAAAGUUAUUUUUGGAUUAAUUGUAUGACAGAAGACUAAUAAAACUGGAUUUAAAAAUAUA